Molecule: messenger RNA, 1187 nt
Organism: Suricata suricatta (meerkat)
Lineage: Eukaryota; Metazoa; Chordata; Mammalia; Carnivora; Herpestidae
Gene: KLF8
Product: Kruppel like factor 8
Exons: 6
Coding region: 87-1187 (366 amino acids)
Biological process (GO): regulation of transcription by RNA polymerase II
Molecular function (GO): DNA-binding transcription factor activity, RNA polymerase II-specific; RNA polymerase II cis-regulatory region sequence-specific DNA binding
Source: RefSeq, a predicted model, not a curated record
GUCGUAUGAGGGAGUGAGGACCCCGUGUCCUCCAGCUCAGCCCUGGCCCCGCCCCGUCGGGUCCAGCCCAGGGCUGGAAGCAGAGGAUGGAUGCCUUCGGAGCUGCAGAAUCUGAAAAUAUGGAUCAACUCACAAACAACUUAGAGGUCCAACUUAAUUCAGAAGGUGGCUCAAUGGAUGUCUUCAAACAGGUCACUGGAUCCCUUCAUAUCAGAGAUCCUCCUAAGACAGAAGACAGAGGAAAUAUGACAUCUCCACCAUUCCCAGAUGCCAGUCCUAUGGAGAACCCAGCACUAUUUAGUGACAUCAAGAUUGAGCCCCCAGAAGAACUUCUGGCUAAUGAUUUCAACCUGCCCCAGGUGGAACCAGUUGACCUCUCUUUUCAUAAGCCCAAGUCUCCUCUCCAGCCUGCCAGCAUGCUGCAACCUCCAAUAUGCUCUCCCAAGCCACAGCCUGCUCUCCAGACAUUUGUAGUGUCCACUUCAUCUGACACAAGCACUUCAGCAAAUAUCUCCACUGUUCUGACUCCAGGUUCUAUCAUGGCCUCCUCUCAAGGCACUGGUGGCCAGCAAAUCUUUCAUGUUAUUCACACCAUCCCCUCAGUUAGAUUGCCAAAUAAGUUGCGUGGCAUAGAGACCAUCCCAGUAGUGGUACAGUCACUGCCCAUGGUGUAUACUAAUUUGCCUGUUGAUGAGGGGUCUGCAGCCAUUACAGCCCCACUCAUUGGAGGAGGUGGCAAAAAUACUGGAUCAGUGAAAGUUGACCCCACCUCCAUGUCUUCACUGAAGAUCCCAAGUGACAGUGAGGACAGUGCAAUUAAGAGUGAAUCUUCGGCUUUACAGUGUAUUCAGGGACUACAGCAAAAACCAUCAGCAAUGACCCAAAUGCAGGGAGAAGAGUCUCUUGAUUUGAAGAGAAGACGGAUUCACCAAUGUGACUUUGCAGGAUGCACCAAAGUGUACACCAAAAGCUCCCACCUGAAAGCCCACCGCAGAAUCCAUACAGGAGAGAAGCCUUAUAAAUGCACUUGGGAUGGUUGCUCCUGGAAAUUUGCUCGUUCAGAUGAGCUCACCCGCCAUUUUCGCAAGCACACAGGCAUCAAGCCAUUCCAAUGCACAGACUGCAACCGUAGCUUUUCUCGCUCUGACCACCUAUCCCUGCACCGCAGGCGCCAUGACACUAUGUGA